Oikopleura dioica is the source of this 1227-nucleotide messenger RNA. The record is from the annotation of a GenBank genome assembly. NCBI's taxonomy places the organism in Eukaryota, Metazoa, Chordata, Appendicularia, Copelata, Oikopleuridae.
AUGAAACUUUUCUUGCCAAUCCUCUCCCUCGCCUCCGCCCAAACAGAACAAGAUCGAGUCUGGAACCCCGACACCACUCUCAAGGUCGACCUCGCCCUGACCACCGACGCCCUGACCUCCUCCUGGUCCGUCCCUAGGGUCAACGGCGUGUACGAACCAAACCAGUACCAACGAGUCACUGUCACGGCUCCCUCCGGCUACAAGAUCCGCGUCGAUUUCUCCAACUUCAACCUUCAAGGUCAAACGUACUCUGGUGGAUGUAGCAACGAUGCCGCCAUCAUCUUCGACGGUCCCGAUGGAAACAACGAGUUGACGAAGUAUUGCGGAAGAGGCAACAGGAACUCGCUCACAUCCACUGGUACAACUUUGACCGUCGUUUUCAAGUCUAACGAAGACACCAUCGUCGACAGCGGCUUCAACGCUCUCUUCACCGCAGUUCCUCUUCCAUCGAGCGCUGUUGCCUGGACUUCCAUCACCGAUGCCUUCAACAGCCUCUCCAGUACGAUCUUCACCGCUUAUGACAGCACCAACUUGAACAAGCAGUCUCGAAAAGCCACUCGUUUCAUGAAGUACAUGGGCAUCAUCGCCAACUUCCAGGAUCGAUCCCCAAGCAGCUGCAACGAUUUCGCCGGAACUGGCCACGCUGGAUCCUUCACCCCUCCCGUCAUUGAUGGCAAUGUUUGCAACUCGCUCAAGUCCUUCUUCGACGCUGUCAUGAGCUAUCACGAUAUCUUCGUCUGCUUGGACGGUGUCGACUACUCCGCCAACCCGACUUACUUUCCACCACGAAUGAUCAGCAAACUUCAACGACAACCAAUAGCGCUGAUAACCCGAAUCCUGGUGCUUUUCAACAUUGAGUCUGAGCGACUUGUCGAAAUUUGGCGGACGCGCGAUGCUGUUGCUGGCUUGUGGGCCUGUCUUGGAUGUUUGAUAGUGGCGAGUUUUGAAGUUUUACUUGGCGUCUCUAGCUGCUCGGCUGGAUUGAGGUACUCAGACUUGGUAGACAAAUUCAAGGCGCGAAAUAUCGAGCUUGAUCUUGCCAUUCAAUAUCCGGAAAUCUACGGUCAUUUGAUAUCGAAAUGGAGUUCCUCCGCCACGCUUGACAAUGACAAGAGCACGACCAGGGUUGAAAAUGAUGAUGCCGAAGGCGAUGUCGACGAGGGUGGCGAAGAAGGCGACAAUCAAGGGGAGCAGGAAUUGGUCGAAAAUGAAGAAGGAGAUGAUUGA